AUGGACAGCGCCACCGCGUCUCCAGAGCCCGAGUCGCGUCGACGAUCCGGACGCGUCGUUAAAGCUCCUACUAAAUACGCGCCGGAACCGACAGCGGCAGCGCCCAAGCGCAAGCGGAACGACGAUGAGGCGGAGGACGACCAAGGGGUUGCGAAUGGUGACGUGGCCUCGGACGAGGACAUGAGCGACGCUGCGAGCGACGCUGACAGCGAUCACGACCAUCCUGCGCCGAAGCCGCGAAAGGCGCAAACCAGCCGCGCAAAGAAGCCAAGCACCAAGAAGCCCAAGAUCAACGGCUCCCGGCCCGCUGCAUCGGGGGCUAUUGCGCGCAUUCCUAGUCGACCCAAGAAGACGGUUCGCAUCGACCCAGGAGAGAAAGGAACCGGUCUGUUUGCCGACAUCUUCGCAUCUGGUGAUUCUCCCCAGUUUGUUGCCCAACAAUGGCUCGAAAAGUACAGGGAGAGCGAUGCGGCUGCACUUGGCGAUCUCAUCAACUGUAUCCUGCGAUGCGCGGGCUGCGAUUUGGAGGUGACAGUUGAUGACAUUCGUGAUCCGGAGAAUAUCCCGAACCGACUGUUGGAUCUGCAGAGUGUGUAUCAAGAGCAACAUAUCGUCGACUACCCCUUGGUUGCCAGAGCCAAGGGCACACGAUCAUUCCGAGAUCUGCUCAUCACAUUCUUCCAGGCUCUGAUUGGUCUGCUACACGAGACCGAUGUCAUGUACAAGGACGUAGACCUCGUCGACAAUCUCCAUGCUUGGUUGGCCAGCAUGUCUUCUUCGCCGCUACGGCCUUUCCGCCACACGGCAACGACCAUUGCUUUGGCUGUGCAAUCCGGGCUUGUUGAGGUUGCCAGUAUCCUCGACAAACGCAUUGCCAGCAUUGAACAACAGUCGCAGGCUGCGAAGCGAGGCAAAAACAAGGGCAAGGCGGACGAAAUCCAACGCAACUUGUCCGAGGCAAACAACUAUCGAAAGAUCUGUAACGAUGCUAUUCAGUCCUUCUUCGACACCGUCUUCGUCCACCGAUAUCGUGAUGUUGACCCAAAGAUCCGGGUAGAAUGCGUUGAUGCUCUCGGAAUCUGGAUAUGGAACCUGCCAACAGUCUUCCUAGAAGCUGGCUACCUACGUUACCUGGGCUGGAUGCUGUCUGAUACCAACGCUGGAACUAGACAAGAAGUAUUGAAGCAUCUUAGCAAAUUGUUCAAACGUGAUGCACACGGGAUGGGUCACUUCAUCGACAGAUUCCGGCCCCGAUUGAUUGAGAUGGCAACAAUCGACGCUGAUGUGUCCGUCAGAGUUACUGCCAUAUCUGCCAUUGACGCGCUGCGAGCGGCUGCCAUCCUUGAGCCCAACGAAAUCGAUGCCAUUGGAAGACUCAUCUUUGAUAGCGAAAUCAGAGUGCGCAAAGCUGUUGUCGGUUUCUUCGUUGCCUGCAUCGACGACGUAAUCGAGGGCAAGAUUGAGGAGAUUGGUGGCUCCGAUGCCCUGGAAGAGUUGGAUCUCGCUGAAGAAGACAAUUAUGAAGCGCCAAGAAGAGACUGGCUCAACUUGAAAUGUCUGGCUGAAACCCUCACAAUCUAUGAUGCGCAGGUUGAAGAAACCCAACAGACAGAAGGAUCGCCGUUGGAUCUUGACGUUGACUUGCUGGAAAGCGCCGUGCCCGACACGAGGAUUUCGCUGGCAUCACAAGUCCUCUACGACAGAAUCUCAGAAAUCAAGUCCUGGGAGAUUUUGGCUGGCUAUCUCCUGUAUGACCACACGACGAGUACCAAGUCCAAAUCAAGAUCAAAGUCAAAGGGUAAUCCCUCAGAGGAUGCGUUCAAGAAGGCGGUUGCACCCAGUUCUGAGGAAGAAAAGAUUCUCCUUGACGUUCUAAGCUCCGCUAUCAAGUCGAGUUUGCUGCAGCACUCCGAACAUGACAAGAGCAAGAAGCGUGGUCCCCGUACCGAAGCCGCCGAGGCUCAGGAGGAAUUGGCCUUGGAAUUGGCGACCAACAUACCAAAAUUGCUGAGCAAGUAUGGCGCAGAGCCCGAGACGGCGGCCAUCGUCCUCCGGCUGGAGCGCUAUCUCAAACUGGAUGCUUUCCAGCAGCUGCGACAAGACUCUAGCAUAUACGAAAAGCUGCUGGAUGAAGUUAUUACGCAGUUCAACAGACACGACGAUAAGAGAGUCUUGGCUGAGGCUGCAGCAGCUUUGUUACAUGCUCGGCAAUAUGCGGAGCUCGAAGAAAUGACGGAUACCAAACUCUCCGUUCUCUGGGAGGUGGUCAUCAAUUCUCUUCGAAGCUUUGACACAACAUGUGAGCUCACUGCAAGAGGAAACUUGGAAGAGGCACCGCUUCAGGAGCUGUCAACUAUCUUGAUGAAGAUCAGCAAACUGGCUAGUAUCUCAGACUGCGUCGAUGUCCUCGAGAUUGCUCCUUCAAAGGGUGGCUCCACCUCUCCGGCAAUUCAGAUCCUGGUCAACAUUGUUCACAGAGGACAGUAUGAGGCUCAAGAGGACGAUAUUGAUAAUCUAGAAGACGAAGUAGUCACGCUGGCAAUUAAGGCCUGCCAGUUCUAUUUCAUGUGGAAGACGCGCAACCUAUCGCAGCAGCUAUCUUCUGGCUCUGGCAUCGCCGAUGAAGAACUUGAUAGCCUGUCAGUUCUGCGGCAAACUUACCGGAAGCACCUGAUAGUGACAUUCUCAUCUCGGGCUUCCGUUGACCAGCUCCGCCUUUUCGCAACCGGUAGUCUUUGCGAUCUGCAUCUAACUUUUGCAACGUUGCGCCCUGUGAUUAGCAACUUCCGUCCCUCGAGUUCCGCAUCAAAAACAGGUGGCAAUGAAAGGUUCAAAGUACUACUUCAGCAAAUAGAGCCCGGCCUCAUCUCUGAGCUAACGUCCAUAUAUGACGGUGCUGAGAAGCAGUAUGCAAAGAAGGCCAAGAAAGACAGGGUACUAAACGAACCGGCCGAGGAUGAGGAUCCUGUUGAUGACGAAGAGGAGUCUGACGAGGAAGACGAGGAUGAAGGCUUGUCGAAAGAAGAACGCUUCGCCGUCGAGCUCAAGGCUGAAAAAGCCCUAUGUGAACUGACAGCCAAAUACGUUCUUGCCAUCACGGCAAACCUGAUCGAUCCCAAGGGCAACAAUGUCAACAAGCUCAAGCGACGAUUACAGCGCAACGAGACCAAGCUGGGCCACAACUUCAAAGAGGUUGUUGCCUAUCUCGACGAGGAGAAGAUUGCCAAGCGCAACAAGAAGCCCGCCAAGGCGGCUCCGGCAGAGAAGCCGCAGAAGCCUGCCUUGAGCACUGAAACUGUUCAUGAUGAGGACGAAGAUGAUAUUUUUGAGGAUGUGGAGCCGGAAGAGGGCUCGAGAGAGGACCUUCGGCGGAGAGGGCUGCUGGAUGACCCUAUUGAGGACGAUGACGAUGAGGAAGAGCACGAAGAUGCUGAUAAGAUCAAUAACGACGACGACGACGGUGUUCUUGGAGAUUGA
Molecule: messenger RNA, 3477 nt
Organism: Trichoderma aggressivum f. europaeum
Lineage: Eukaryota; Fungi; Ascomycota; Sordariomycetes; Hypocreales; Hypocreaceae
Exons: 3
Coding region: 1-3477 (1158 amino acids)
Biological process (GO): sister chromatid cohesion
Cellular component (GO): cohesin complex; nucleus; chromatin
Molecular function (GO): chromatin binding
Source: RefSeq, a predicted model, not a curated record